Bursaphelenchus okinawaensis is the source of this 3577-nucleotide messenger RNA. Lineage: Eukaryota; Metazoa; Nematoda; Chromadorea; Rhabditida; Aphelenchoididae. The record is from the annotation of a GenBank genome assembly.
AUGAAUCAAAAAGCGCUUGAAGCCCUGAAGGAGCGUCUGGUUAGCAAAUACAAAGUCACAAUCGAUGUGAAGGUUGUCGACAUUACUAAUGAUGAGGACGUAGCUGCAUCGUGCGAAGAAGUCAAGAAAAAGAUUGGACUGCCUGACAUUUUGUUCAACAACGCUGGCAUCUUAGGCUAUCAUAAAGAGUUUAUAUUUCCAAUGAAAGUUUACGACUCUGUGCUGAAGAUCAAUUCCAGGGCCCCUGUUUUAGUAAGUGUGCCAAAGUUUUAUUUUUAAAUUUAACAUUCAAUUUUUAAAGAGUUAACUUAAAAAGAAAUGUUUUAGAUCAUCAGGAACUUUUUGGAAGAUUUCAUCGCGCGCAACAGUGGUUAUAUAGUGACAACUGGCUCAUUUUCUGGUCAUAUUGCCGUCGGUGUCGUAAAUCCUUAUGUAACCAGCAAGCACUGUAUUGUUGGCUUUAUGGGUACUCUUAGACAUUUUCUUAAAACCCGCGGCAAAAACAUUAAAUGUCUGACUAUUUGCCCUAACUACAUUAAAACUCCCAUGGUAGCCGGCGCUGAAUAUGAGUAAGUUAUACAUGUCCAAAUUUUCAGAAUCAGAGAGACAAUUGUGCUCUCACCAUCCUUGUUAUUUUUCUUCAUGUCGUCAACCCCCCACGAGAGAACACUAACCAUACUUCAUUGUUUAAUAAUUUACUUUUACAAUACGACGAUAUGACUUUUAAUAAUGUUUUGCAGUAACCCGCUGAUGCCAAUGCUAGAAGCGGAUUACGUUGCUGAUCGUCUCAUCGAAGCUAUCGAGUGCCAACGUGAGGAUAUGUUCUUGCCUAAAUUUACGUGGAUCUUUGUUUUGCUCAAAGGGUAAGCUCAAUUUUAAAAAAUUUUUUACUAAAGAGCUGAUUUUUUGCAUAUUUUUGGGCAUAUUCUUAAAAAACCUUCAUUUUGUAAUAUUUUAGAAUUCUUCUUUUUUUGGAAAAAUUUUACUGACUAUUUUUCAGAAUUAUGCCGACUUCUGUUUUCGACACGUUCUUGGAAAUGUUUGCGUUGCACGGCAGUGUCAACACCUAAGUACUACAAAAAACACGAUCUUAACCCAAUAUUUUACCGAACCUCAAUUUCAAUACAUCUGAAUAAACUUUAUCGGAAACGUUUAUAGCACUGUCAAAUAUCUUCACAAAAUUUUGAGAAACAAAUAAAAUUACUCUUCUUUCCGGCAAUAAUAGCCAUUGCCGCUAGACAUUAUCAGACCAUCGUUUUUUUCGAGACAUCUUCUAUUAUGUACUGCUCACUAUUUGAUUAUGAAUUGCGUUUUAUUAUUGUGUGGUCUCAGAACGAAAACAACUAUUCUAAAACGAAACGCCACGAAAAUUUGGAAAAUUAUUUUAAUCGAGAAAUUUUUAUGUUUUUGCCGUUUUUAUGGGAACUAUGACAAAUCGACAAAUGAUUAUAGUUCGCAAAUUCAGAUUUUGUUUAGUUUUUUUGUCGUGGAUUAUACAGUUUUUAUUUGAAAGGGUUGCAGCGUUUUAUGCAUUGUUUCUUGUUCAAAUAAUUUAUGCACGCUAGUUGUUGUAGAUUUGUAAUUUUAUGCUUUAGUAUCAAAACGUUUUUUUACUGUUUUUCCAACUCAAACAUUACGAAAUAUAAUAUGUAUUAUGAUUUUUUUAUGUGUUUGAUUGGCUUUUGUUAUAUUAUAGUGUUUUUUAGUGAAUAACUUGUGAUCAUUUAUUUUAGAAGCUCCAUGAGCUCCAAACAUUUUUUUGUGUAUAUUUUGCUGGGGCAUUUAUUGGUUAAUCUAGCGUUUUCGACUUUAUCACAAAGCUCACCGAGAGGAAAUAAGGUUGAAGAAGACGAUGAAUGGGACGAUGAUGAGUUAAAUGAAGGCGAAAACAGGAGAUCAAAGUUGAUGGAUUUGAUUGGGCACGAACAUGUAAGUAUUAUAUGUUAGUUUAGAUUUUUAGAAAAGAUAAAAGGAAGGUUUUUUGGUAAAAUGGAGGUGUAUAAUAUAUUCGGCUAAAACGGGGAAAUAUGUUAUGCUUGGUUUCGAACUAAGCGUUUUUAAUUAUGGCAAUUUUUAUAAAAAAUUUUAAUGUUAUGACGUUAUAUUUAGGAUGACGAAGCAAGGAAAGACAUUGUCGAAACUUAUGACACCUUAGAAAUUGAAAGGCCACAUCGUGACUUUAUUAAGCUUGCAUAUGUAACUCCAGUAAGUUUUACCAUAAUAAUUGUUUAUAAAUUUAGGAAUUUUACGUUGUGCAACUCUAAAACUAAAAAAUUUUACGUCGUGCAACUCUAAAAACUUUUUAGUGGUACAAUCAUGGAUACGAUGUGGCUAAAUGGGCGGCCAAUAAGUUUACGCACAUUGCACCUGUUUGGUUUCAGUUUGCACCAAAAUACUUUGGUCGUGAUUUGGCUUGUGAAAUUACUGGACAACACGAUAUUGACCAAGGUAUCUUUUUUAUAAUAUCUUUACUUUUGGGUGUGGUUUGUUUGAAAUCUGACUUUAGAAUUUAUGAAUUGCAAAUUAAACUGUAAGCUUGUGUUAUUUAUAGGGAUUAUUUUUAGAUUGGAUGGAUGAUAUCCGAAAGAACAAUUCUGAUAUCAAGUUUGUUCCUCGGUUUUUGUUUGAAACGGACGACUCCAAGUUGGUCGAUACAUUUUUGAAAGAAGAUUUUGCUCAAAUUCGAUGUGUUGACGCCAUCAUCAAGCUUGUUCAGGUAUGAUUAAUUUUUCAAAAUAUUUUGGAUUUUUUUGUUAAUUUUGGUUUUAUAGUUAAAUCGUAGCUUUUUAGGAGAUUAAUGGAGAUGGUGUGGUUUUGGAAGCUUUUUUGCAAGUUGUACAUGCUGUUCGAACAAGGGAAGCCAUGCUUGCAGCUGCUGAUUUUGUGGGCAGAGCUUCGCGACGCAUCAGAAAACAAAAUUUAAUCAGCAUUAUGCCUUUGAAUGCCAUGGUUUAUGAUGGGUAAGUUUUUAAAUCUAAAAAAUGACAUUUUGUGGUAUUUAGUCGAAAUUAUUUUUAUUUUGAGGACUGAGUAAAGAUUUAGUUGUUAAAUUCUUAAUGUUAAAUUUAUAAAAUAAAAAAAUGAUAAAAUAUAUAAAGUACGAUGUUUUAUUUACUAUUGCUUCAGCCAGGUUAUUAUUGAUACGGAUCUUUUGCAACAACUCUACAAAGACGUUGACUACAUCAACUUAAUGACUUAUGACUACGCGGCUAAACAGUAUAAGGGAUUGGCACCCGUGCCGUGGAUCGAGGCAAAUGUUCAAUUUUUGGCUGAAACUGACGAUAGCCUACUUUCGAAAACACUGCUUGGCGUUAACUACUAUGGUGCUUGCUACAAAGAUGGUCAAAUCACCCACAUUUUUGGUCGUGAUGCGGCUCGUCUUGUUAAAAAUAACGAAGAAUUGGUGUGGGAUGAAGAAACCGGUCAACAUUUUGUGGAGACCAGAGAAGAUAUGUGCGCAAUUCCGACAAAACGAAGCAUUGAAAUCAAGUUGGACUUGGUACAAAAACAUGGACUUCCAGGAAUUGCGAUCUGGGACCUCGGCCAAGGUUUCAAUCAUUUUACUCAGAUCUUGUAA